AUGUCUUUCCCUUCAUCGCCCGUCUCCCCAGUGGACGAAAAGUCCCUCAAAGACCUUCCAAGUGGUUCCGAUGCGACCGUAAACAAUACCGACUCAGGUCGUCUUCAUGCCCUGGAACAGCUAGAGGUCCUCCCUAAGAUGCUCCAGGAGGGUAUCCUCUUCGCAGGAUCUGGUGCAACGUUGUUAUUGCAAGCUGCCAUGCCCGGAAUCCGUGAUGCAGGCCCGAACAAUGGUGGCCACAAGGAGCUAGCCACCGAGCUUAUCGACGCUCUUCAGGCCAAUAUCAGCUACAUUUCCUGCUUGGUCUUCGGUACCCGUGAUGAACGCAAGGUUCUCAUCAGUCUCCUGAGAGACGGUAAACCGCCCCUACUAGGUGGCGGUCGCUCGAAUCGUUUUGCUGAGCAUCCACCACUGCAGUUGUGGAUGGCGGCGACACUGUACGCAACUGCGACCGAUUUCUACCAGCGUGUCUAUGGCCGCGUGGACUACGCCAGUGCUGAGCGUGCAUACAGCGAAUAUGCUUUGCUUAUGAACUGCCUGGGUGUUCCCACCGGUACCUGGCCAGACUCCCGCCAGGCAUUUUGGGCUUACUGGGAUGAUCAGGUCCCCCGAUUGACUGUUUCGGAGGAUGCGGCUUUGUUUGCUAAGGAUCUUCGAGAGAGUAACGAUAUGCCACGCUGGGUACAGACCUUGAAGCCAUUCUUACGUGUUACUACGACUGAGAUGUUGCCCCCGCGUCUGCGUGAUGCCUACGGUUUGCGCUCGACUAUUAGCACUCGGGCCCUUUACCGAACCUGGAUGGGCUUCUCGGUCGCUCUUUAUCCAGCAAUGCCUGAUAAGUGGCGAGCAUACCCUUUGAAAUUCUACCAGGAUCGGCUUAAAGAGAAGAUGAAUGUGAUUUAA
Penicillium griseofulvum is the source of this 903-nucleotide messenger RNA. Its product is annotated as oxygenase MpaB family protein. NCBI's taxonomy places the organism in Eukaryota, Fungi, Ascomycota, Eurotiomycetes, Eurotiales, Aspergillaceae. The transcript has a single exon. Gene Ontology annotation, molecular function: oxidoreductase activity. The record is from RefSeq and is a predicted model, not a curated record. Bases 1 to 903 code for a protein of 300 amino acids.